CAAAAAGAAAGUUAGGAUCAGACGCUAUACUCAACUUCUGUUUGUUGUGGGGCACACUGACCUGGACUCUAUUUAUCAGUUGAGAAAAAUCUUCCAGCAGAGGAAUAGAUUACCGGAAGGAUCAAUGUGUGGUGUUAUCCACGAGCAGCAUAUAGAAGGUUGUGAUUUUUAGCGUCGUUUGUCGUAAUUUAUUACAUAUGGCAAGUAGCACUGCAGCUUCCAAGAAGAAAGACAAGCGAACGACACUGCUUGAUUUCGACCUGACAACAACUCUAGGUACGGGCACUUUUGGACGAGUGUUACUCUGCCGCGAUCAGAGGUCCGGUGAAUACCAUGCCUUGAAGAUAAUGAAUAUCAGAGAAGUAAUCAGACUUAAACAAGUUGAACAUGUACAGAACGAGAAGAAUAUUCUAACCAAGAUUGAGCAUCCAUUUAUCGUGAAUUUAUUAUGGACGCAUCAUGAUAACACAUUCUUGUAUAUGCUUCUGGAGUAUGCCUGCGGUGGUGAACUUUUCACUUACCUUCGUACAGCAGGAAGAUUUAACAAUGGGACAGGAUUAUUUUUUGGAGCUGAAAUAGUAUCUGCCCUUGAUUAUCUCCAUCACAAUAGUAUAGUGUAUCGUGAUCUCAAGCCCGAGAAUAUUCUCCUUGACAGAGAAGGACAUGUGAAACUCACAGAUUUUGGUUUUGCCAAAGAAGUUCAGGAUAAGACAUGGACUCUUUGUGGUACUCCAGAAUAUCUUGCUCCAGAAAUAAUACAAAGCAAAGGUCAUAAUAAAGCAGUGGAUUGGUGGGCACUAGGAAUUCUUAUCUAUGAAAUGCUUGUUGGGUAUCCUCCGUUUUUCGAUGACAACCCUUUUGGAAUUUAUGAGAAGAUAUUGUCAGGCAAAGUAGAGUGGCCAAAACACAUGGAAACAACAUCAGCAAAAGACUUGAUCAAAAAGUUAUUAGUACAUGAUAGAACAAGACGACUAGGAAGUAUGAAGAAUGGCACAGAAGAUGUCAAAUGUCACAAAUGGUUCAAAGUGAUUGACUGGAAUUUAGUUUAUCAAAGAAAGCUUAAGGCGCCAAUUGUUCCAAAGCUCGCGCACCCGGGCGACACGAGGAAUUUUGAUGACUAUCCAGAAGAGAACUGGAGAGCAGCGCCGCCCCUCUCUGGGAAAUUAUUGGAGCCGUUUAAAGAUUUUUAACCGAGGAGAUUUCACUUAUUUUAGUUAACCAGUUUAUCUUGGAUUUGCCAAGAGAGUACAAGGAUCACGGGCGAGAGAAGAAUUCAAAUCACAUGAGAGAUGUCACGUCGUGGAUUGUUCCGAUUCCGAAUAAUCCCCUUGUCUCUAGGAAUUCAUUUGAAGUCUUAUUUAUUACUGAAUGCGUUGUUACGUUUAGGCAAGUUAACAACUGUCUUAGAAGGUCAAGACGACAUCUGUCGCAGUGAGUCAUAGUCGGUAUUUUAUGUUUUUAAAUGUAAUUAGCUAACUUCGUGACAGCUAUGGAGAAGGUACAUUUGUUUUUUACUAUGGGCAUUAUUAUUUUACAAUUUAAAAUUCAAAAGUUUUGUAUUUUUUUUAUUUUUCAUAUUUUAGUGUGAGCCUCGAGCAUCAUGCCUGUUCGCUUUGCUGAAGAAUUGCAAUUUUAAAGGAACUCAGUCACGGUAUUUUGAGUUAUUUUGACCACAUUAAAAUUACCUUUAAAUGGUAGGAAACCUGAAAAUAGCAGUUUAAUAAGAUAGAAAAACACCAAAGACAUAAUGAUAAACCAUAAAGGAACAAGGAUGCCUAAGGAUGGAGAAGAUUAACACGGAUUACAAACGACGAAUUUGAAAAAUUGAGGCUAAACGUUUCAAUAUGCGCAAACCGUGACUGAGCUCCUUUAGAGAUUCAUCUAGGUUGAAACUGUCUUUGACGUUGGUUUUCCGUGAUAAAUGUUGUGUUAUGAUACGGGGGUAAUGUAUAAUUAUCGACUGAAAGAUUAUGUAAAAAAUUACGAGCCGUCGACGGCCAAAAUUUGAACAACGAUUUCUCUUUACUUCUGAAUGGUGCGUGAUGAAUGAAUUAUUACUUUUAAUUCCUUCUUUUGCGACCAGCUUUCAACUCUUUUAAUUUUUUCCUCUUAAGUCUACAAAGGAGAGCGCUCAACGUUUUACAGAAUGUGUCUCACCCUCAUGAGAUAAUAAACCACGUGGUUUUCAUAAACCAAUCAGGUAGCGACUGUGUCGCGUCACGUGAUGUGCUGUGCGCCCCAGCCCACCUUAGGGUGGUCGAGUCAGUCGGGGGAACGGGUACCAGUCGAUGGUAAAAGUCUUAAAUGAGCCCGCGAUUUUUGUUCCUUGUGGUCGGAGUUGUCUGACGUAUACUCGUGAGUGCUCGACCCGGUUCGGUCGGAAUCGGAAAUUGAGUCGCUGAAGAUAGAACUUGUUCCCUCGACUAAAAUAGUUCUAGUUACUGUUAAUACUAGUUUCGGAAGAUAAUUAAAUUCUUCUUGAACUUUCAAGUAUAAAAAUCAUAAUCGGGAACUGCCAUUAUAUAGAGGGAGGGUUUUAUUUUAUUUUGUCAAGCAUUUUAUUGCUUUUGUCACUCUGUAGCACGUUCCAAGCUCUCGCUCUUUAAUUUCGUCGCGUUCACUGACCGAGAGCCUGGUACAGACUAGUCACCAGACUAGGUGAGCUUUCUUUGACUCAGGCCUCUCGCCGCGCGCAUCGUUUAUGUAGUCUUUACCAUUCCCCUCUCGAGAUUCUGGCAUUCUCGAUUGUGACUGAGUCUAUUUUUGUAUGCGAAUUGAAAAUUUACUGUAUAGAUUAACAUAUCAACUUGAAUUUAAUUUUUGUAAAAUGUGUCAAUGGAUACACGAGUCAAAAUUUCCAAAUAAAAUUUUAUAUAUUCGGUUGGAAAAGUCUUUGUUUUACGGGGUUUUACAGGUUGUGGCUGAUGGAGGCGAAGCCAUGAACAUCCCCAACUGAAAAGUAAAUUUACAUUUGACUUACGUAAUAGCAGAGGCUAAAUGGGGAAUUUCUCUUUAACAUUCGAAAAAGAUAUUUGAUAAAGGAUGGCUUAAAAUAGAUUGAAAUUCUCAUAUGAUAUAUCACUGUUCAAAUGAUUGGAUUAAGAAGAACAAACUUAAAAAGGAACUACCCGUAUUCAGCGUCAAGACAAGACAACGUUUAUUUUUGUACUGAUUUUUUUACAAGAAUAAAUAUGUUAUAUAAAUUGUAAAUACAUUCAGUAGCUUGUCAUCCAACAUAACUCUAAAAAGUUUAACUAGCUUACAAAAGGCAGAAGAUUGGUUUAACUAGACUGUCGACCUAAAUGUUAAAUUCUUAAUUAAGGUUUGAUAAUACAGAACAAAUAUUGAAUAUAAUUCACUCACAUGUAUACAAACAAUGAAGGAAAUAAAUAAGUAGUAGUAGUACGGAAAUUUCGCAAACCUGUCAAAACUCCCGAGGGUUCCGUUACAGGCUCGAGUUUGAUUGGUUUAUUUUAAAAACAAUAAAAAUGACCGGAAGUGAA
Orbicella faveolata is the source of this 3503-nucleotide messenger RNA. RefSeq names its product cAMP-dependent protein kinase catalytic subunit PRKX-like. NCBI's taxonomy places the organism in Eukaryota, Metazoa, Cnidaria, Anthozoa, Scleractinia, Merulinidae. Gene Ontology annotation, biological process: protein phosphorylation. Gene Ontology annotation, cellular component: cytosol; cAMP-dependent protein kinase complex. Gene Ontology annotation, molecular function: cAMP-dependent protein kinase activity; ATP binding. The record is from RefSeq and is a predicted model, not a curated record.